Messenger RNA from Iphiclides podalirius (scarce swallowtail), 555 nucleotides. Lineage: Eukaryota; Metazoa; Arthropoda; Insecta; Lepidoptera; Papilionidae. The record is from the annotation of a GenBank genome assembly.
AUGGAUGAAAAUAAAAUUUUAAUAGGAGUCGUCUUUAUUCUUUGUACUAGAUUUGCGGUCGAGGCACAAUCGAAUCCAGUAUCUCGUUGUUUUCAAUUCACGUGGCUCGGGCCAAGGUAUAACAAUGAGAGCGUGUUCCUGAACGCUACCUGCCAAGAGGCCACUCGAAUGGCGAACGGCGUCCCCUGUGCACAACCCCUUGUUGUAUCCUACGACGGGACUUGGCCAGACGUGGAAUAUAUUUGGACACACCAUUCACAAAAUGCUUCUUGCAUAUUGGGACAAAAUGACGUCUGUGCCCAAUACACAUACUACUUUGAUGGACACGUGGAAAACUCAACUUAUAUGUGCACCCGAGCAAUGAAUUCGUUCGGGGAGGCGGUCACCAGCGGCUGUUACCAGCAGAGAAAUGGCAGUUUUGUCACUCGAGUGUGCUUCUGCCGCUCAGUGGCGGGCGGCGUGCCUUGUAACGAGGCAGUGGCGACGUCGGCAGUGCCACUAACGAUCUUUAUUUUCGUCAUAGCCUUGUUAGUAAACGAAAAUGCACCCACUGCA